Molecule: messenger RNA, 603 nt
Organism: Malania oleifera
Lineage: Eukaryota; Viridiplantae; Streptophyta; Magnoliopsida; Santalales; Ximeniaceae
Exons: 2
Coding region: 1-603 (200 amino acids)
Molecular function (GO): nucleic acid binding
Source: RefSeq, a predicted model, not a curated record
AUGAAUAGGGCAGUGGAAGCAGCUAAUAUGAACAUCAAGAGUAUCUUGGAAAAGACGACUGAAACCUACAAAGAUUGGCAUGACAAGCUCCCCUUUGCCCUAAUGGCCUACAAAACUACAGUCCGAACCUCUAUAGGAGCUACUCCUUUCUCUUUGGUGUACAAAAUGGAGGCUAUGGUCCCGAUAGAAGUUGAGAUCCCAUCUUUGCGAGUCCUAAAUGAGGCAAAGUUGACCAAAGCAGAGUGGAUACAAUCCUGGUAUGACCAGUUGAACCUGAUUGAGGAAAAAGGGAUGGCAGCCAUAGCUCAUGGACAAUUAUACCAAAGAAGGAUGAUGAGGGCAUUUAACAGGAAGGACAGAAGAACACUUUGGUCUGACCUUCGUAAACUCUCUAGCUUCAUCAAGGAGACUUCCUGGCUUGUUCUAGGGGAUUUCAGUGUGAUUAAGAUUCUCUCUGAAAGCAACAACGCUGUAUCUACUACUGGCCUUUCUGGUUUCAAUGACUUCAAAGAAUUCCUUUGUGAAGCAGAUAUUAAUGAUUACCCAUUUUAUGGCCCUAUCAUCACUUGGACCAAUAAAAGAAUAGAUAACCUUCUUUCCUGA